CGUCUAGUCCCUGGCUCACAGGCAUCCCCGAGCACGCGCACGAGCUCCACCGCUCCCAACCGCGGCAACGGCCGCCGCACCGCCAGCGCCGCCGCCCCAGCCGCAGCUCCGCCCCCCGCCGGCGCCAAUCCGCGAGCAACGCCGCCGCCGGAGACCAUGAGCUCCGCUCAUUCUAAGCUCUACUCCGAUGAUGUCAGCCUCGUCGUGAUCGUCGUCGACACGAACCCCUUCUUCUGGGCAGCCGCCGCGCUCCCCUUCGCCGACUUCUUCGCGAACCUGGUCCACUUCGUGAACUCGCUCCUGCUGCUGAACCACCUCAACCGUGUGGUCGUCAUUGCCGCGGGAGUCAGCUCCUGCUCCUACAUCUUUGAUUCCAGCGAUGCCAGCGCUGCUGGUGGUGUAGGCGUCACGGCCACCUUUGACAAGGCAAGCCGCAAGGUGGAGGAGUUCAUUGCACAAGAUGCCCGUGCCACUGCAGGCAACGGUUCUGUUGUUUCUGGCAAUGCUGCGUCGCUGCUGUCUGGGGCGCUGUCCCUUGCUUUGUGUUAUAUACAGAGGAUUUUCCGGUCUGGGACUCGACAUCCACAACCUCGGAUUCUGUGCCUGCAGGGUUCUCCAGAUGGUCCUGAACAAUAUGUGGCAGUGAUGAAUUCAAUAUUUUCUGCUCAACGCUCCAUGGUUCCGAUUGAUUCAUGUAUUGUGGGAACACAGGAUUCUGCUUUCUUGCAACAGGCUUCAUACAUAACAGGAGGAGUUUAUUUGAAGCCCCAAGAGCUAAAUGGGCUGUUUCAGUAUCUUGCUGUUGUAUUUGCAACUGAUUUGCACUCAAGAACAUUUUUGCGCCUUCCUAAGACCCUUGGAGUGGAUUUUCGUGCUUCAUGUUUCUGCCAUAAGAAGACUAUUGACAUGGGAUAUGUCUGUUCAGUUUGUUUGUCAAUAUUCUGCAAGAAUCAGAAGAAGUGUUCAACCUGUGGGUCAGAAUUCAGCCGUGUCAUGCCUGAUUUGAAUUCCAUGCCAGAUCAAAGCAAGUAGUAGUAUGUAAACAGUUAACUGUUGACCAACAUGCUUUGCUCAAAUGUUUCUCUACAGGCUACCUGUGUUUGUGAUUUGCCCAAGACAAGAGCGUGCACCAUGCUUUCCGAAUCUCAUGGGACAGGAUUUGGUGAAAGGCGAUAAGUAAUGCUGCUUACACUAAUGGCAGUGAAAUUUUUGUGAUGCAAAUGAGUUUUGGGGCAAACACACUUUGAUUUUGGACCUAGUUCUCUCAGGGAGCAGAACUGUAAACCUGUGGCUUGAACUUGUGUGUGAUGACUUGUUGUCAAAAAAACGGAAAAAUACUAAUGAAAACAUCAUGGCAUGGUUACCCUUUC
Setaria italica (foxtail millet) is the source of this 1370-nucleotide messenger RNA. Its product is annotated as RNA polymerase II transcription factor B subunit 4. Gene Ontology annotation, biological process: nucleotide-excision repair; regulation of DNA-templated transcription. Gene Ontology annotation, cellular component: transcription factor TFIIH holo complex; transcription factor TFIIH core complex. The record is from RefSeq and is a predicted model, not a curated record. The transcript has 12 exons. NCBI's taxonomy places the organism in Eukaryota, Viridiplantae, Streptophyta, Magnoliopsida, Poales, Poaceae. The coding region runs from base 157 to 1032 and encodes 291 amino acids.